GACGCCCACUGGGUAGUGGCUGCCAGCUGGUGCUCCUCAAGUGUCCUCUAAGCAGCGGCAGGGGUAGGUGAUGAACGGUUAGUCAGGCGAGCACCCGAAGCUGGCCAGCCAGUACGUCGUCGGUGAGAGGUGUGGGUGAUUCCGAGUCACUUCUGGAAGCGGCUACUUAGGACGUUGCAGUGACUGUGGAAGGAGGCGUGGCUGUUCUGCAACCCUCGGAGGAGCGGCUUUAAAUAUAACGAGAGAAGGAACCGAGGAGUCUAGUGAAGCUUCUUGUGACCUUAUCGGUUGAGGGCGGAAGCGAGGGCUGCGUUGCGUGGGCGGUGACGGAGGAUUCUCCUGGACCCGCGUGGAAGCCGCUCUCAGGAUGCUGCGCCGCGAGGCCCGCCUUCGCCGGGAGUACCUGUACCGCAAGGCGCGAGAGGAGGCUCAGCGAACCGCCCAGGAGAGGAAGGACAAGGUUCGGCGCGCGCUUGAAGAGAACCGCCUCAUUCCCACGGAGUUACGCAGAGAGGCUCUGGCCUUACAGGGAUCCCUGGAGUUUGAUGAUGCCGGUGGUGAAGGUGUCACCAACCAUAUGGAUGAUGAGUAUCGAUGGGCAGGGGUCGAGGAUCCCAAAGUCAUGAUCACUACCUCUCGAGAUCCCAGUUCCCGCCUCAAGAUGUUUGCAAAGGAGCUGAAAUUGGUGUUCCCGGGCGCCCAGCGCAUGAACCGAGGCCGGCACGAGGUCGGGGCGCUGGUGCGAGCCUGCAAAGCCAAUGGGGUCACUGACCUGCUGGUUGUCCAUGAGCAUCGAGGCACACCUGUGGGGCUCAUUGUCAGCCACCUGCCCUUUGGCCCAACUGCGUACUUCACACUGUGCAACGUGGUUAUGCGGCAUGACAUCCCCGACCUGGGCACCGCGUCAGAGGCCAAGCCUCACCUCAUCAUGCAUGGCUUUUCCUCCCGCCUGGGUAAGCGGGUCUCUGACAUCCUCCGCUACCUAUUCCCUGUGCCCAAAGAUGACAGCCGCCGGGUCAUCACCUUCGCCAACCAGGAUGACUACAUCUCCUUCCGGCACCAUGUGUAUAAGAAGACUGACCACCGCAACGUGGAGCUGACUGAGGUCGGGCCUCGCUUUGAGAUGAAGUUGUACAUGAUCCGCUUGGGCACGCUGGAACAGGAGGCCACAGCAGACGUGGAGUGGCGCUGGCACCCCUACACCAACACUGCACACAAGAGGGUCUUCCUAAGCGCUGAGUGAGCCUCCUCACCGGUCAGAACAUGGACCUGAUCGCCGACCUGGGAGCUGGGGAGGAGUGAGAAUAAAACCUGAAUGUCAGAGCACCCUGUUUGUCUCUGAGUGAUCAGGAACAGGUCUGUUAGGCUGAGCAUGAAGGAAGUGCGGUCUCCUCAGGUGGGGACCUGACAACUCUGGGACAUUCUCAGGGCUGGUGGUGACAGCAUGUCUAGGACAAGGCAGGCUCAAGGUGCUGGCUUGCCCCUUGACCAUAGGGAGGGUUUGGUAGUACCCGAGGGAUUUGGUGUUGCUGUCACUUAGGAGUCAGGGGGCCUGUGAGUUCAUCUUCCGGGAGUGGGAAUAAUAAUGUGAGUGCAGAAGUCUCACUGAGAGUGGGACAGACAGAAAAUAAGAUGCAGACUUCAUUGUGGCUUUGAGUGUAAUUCAAGUUCCUCAGAGAACCCAGUGCACUCGGGUUCACAGACAGUGGAGAGCUUCAUCAUGGCCAUCUUUCCAUUUAAUGAUCUCUUUAGGGUCUUCUUGGGUUACCAAGGACAUGUCUAGGUUGUGGUAUCUGUGGAUUCACCACGCUUUAAUGGCUGUACAUUCAAGUCGUUUCCUGUUUUUAAGUACCACAAACAUUGCUUCAAGAACAUUGAAAAAUCUCUGUGCAUACUGAUGCAACUGUAUCUGAUGAGUAAACUCCUGCGGAUGGAA
Sus scrofa (pig) is the source of this 1936-nucleotide messenger RNA. The record is from RefSeq and is a predicted model, not a curated record. NCBI's taxonomy places the organism in Eukaryota, Metazoa, Chordata, Mammalia, Artiodactyla, Suidae.